UUUCACGAAUAUGGUGCUGAUAAUGGUAGCUUGUCGUGCUGCUCAAACAUUCCUUUCCGGUGUUGUAGAUCGCUACAACAAAGAACAACGGACAACGGACGAUUUCUGUUCAUCAAAUCAAUUCCAAAUGAUCAAAUCAGCGACGAUAAAUUAUGUAUAUUCAUUCACUCCAUAUAGUCUAAAUAAAGCGUCCACGACUUCGCACAAACAUUUUGUCAGUCAAUAUUUUGAUCACGGGCCAACCCUGCCGCUCUGACUGCACACAAGACAGUACUAUCUUACGGACAAAGCAACUGAGACUGGCUACUUUUCCUUUGCAGGGUCCCACAGACCGAGUGAUCGCACUAGUUCUAAUGAUGUUGACAUAUUCACACAAUAUUGACUUAGGCAGUGGUUUUUCACAGCAGCAUUUGAGUUUCCAAACACCUUUUUAUAAGUCUGAAGUCUGUCCCCUCCACCCGACCUGUUAAAACCACGCCUACGAAGCCACACAAUUGGUCCAAAAGCGUGAAAGAGCCAAUCAACAGAGCCCAGCUUCUCGUAACAUGCAACACAUCCAUACAGUUUGAAGCCUAUGGGACACAGAAGCGCUAGGAAUAUCUUGGUGCUGGGACCUUACCACCUCUCUGCCGUCAAACGACUCCUUUCUCUGCAUAAGUCUUUACUGAAAUGUGUGUGUGCGUGAAAGAGAGACGAAGAAAUAGUGUGCGUGCGUGUGAGAGUGCAUGUCUGGAACAAGUAAAGACAGAGGAAUUAUUCCGCGCUAUCGAAAUAUUUCAACACAUCGCUUUUGCAGGAGGACUGAAGCCAAUGAAAGCGAAUUCAUUUGAAGAGGAAUGCCGAUAUUGUAGCCUAGACAACAGCAAGACAAUAAGGCAGCAGUCAAUUAAAGCGUAGUUACUCACCCGUGUUGGUUUAAUUCGAAAAUUGUUCGCAAGACAACGCAUAGCAAAGUGCUCAACGCCCGUCAAUCUCGGAAGAAAAUCUUUAUCUCAACACAAUUGAAGACUAAUGGAGUGCAUUUGUUCAUUUCUCAUUGCAGACACUUUGUUGGAACUCAUAGAACGACAGUAAAGAUAAUUCAUACCAUCCAGCCGAACACGAGUGGAUGCUUACUUCUGCAGUGGUGACAGUGGACUUCUCAAGACUUUUCAAUUUGAGACAGUUGUGCUCGUCAACAAAUCUGCAUAGACUGACUAUAGUAUUCAACUAAAUAAAUCCAUAUAUUUGGUACCUGCCUGGACUUGGAUGAGCUUCCUGAUGAGAGAUCCAGUCAUACAAGGAACGAGUAUGGCAUACCAUCCGUUUUUACCUCACCGGGGUCCGGAAUUUGCCAUGAGUGCAAUGUUGGGUCACCAUCCUCCAUUUUUCCCGGCCCUGGCGCUACCUCACAACGGCUCCCUCUCUCUCCCUGGCGCCCUGGGGAAGCCUAUCAUGGACCAGCUGAUGGGCGCCGCGGAGUCCGGCCUCCACUUCUCCUCGCUGGGGCACCAGGCAGCCGCAGCCCAUCUGAGGCCUCUGAAGACUCUGGAGCCUGAAGAAGAGGUCGAAGACGAUCCGAAAGUUCACCUGGAAGCAAAGGAACUUUGGGAAACGUUCCACAAGCGAGGCACUGAAAUGGUUAUCACGAAAUCCGGAAGGCGAAUGUUCCCUCCGUUCAAAGUGAGAUGCACAGGCUUGGACAAGAAAGCAAAGUACAUUCUGUUGAUGGAUAUUGUUGCAGCCGAUGACUGCAGGUAUAAAUUUCACAACUCGCGUUGGAUGGUGGCAGGGAAGGCCGACCCCGAAAUGCCAAAGAGGAUGUACAUUCACCCGGACAGUCCGGCUACUGGCGAGCAGUGGAUGUCAAAAGUCGUCAAUUUUCACAAACUCAAGCUAACGAAUAACAUCUCCGACAAGCAUGGAUUUGUAAGUUCAUCUAAUAAUUCUUUCCUGUUCCAGACCAUCCUGAAUUCCAUGCACAAAUAUCAGCCCAGAUUUCACAUCGUGAGAGCCAACGACAUUCUCAAACUGCCCUAUAGCACGUUCAGGACUUACGUUUUCCCAGAAACGGAUUUCAUUGCUGUAACUGCCUAUCAAAAUGACAAGAUUACACAAUUGAAGAUUGACCAUAAUCCCUUUGCCAAAGGAUUCCGUGACACUGGCAAUGGAAGACGAGAGAAGAGGAAACAGCUGGCCCUGCAGUCAAUUCGCUCAUAUGAGGAGCAGCAGAAAAAAGAGAACGGAACAUCCGACGACUCCUCCGGCGAGCAGGCCUCAUUAAAAUGUUUCGACCAGGCCUCGUCUCCCGCAGUGUCUACCGUGGGGCCUCCCAACCUGAAAGAUUUCUGCGAGAGUGAUGAAGACAGCGACGAUGAAAGCAAUGGAAACCUAAAGGAUGGGCCGGACUCCAGUAAGAUCUCAACCACUACGGAGGAUGGGAAGGAUCGUGGGGCAAGCCAGACUAAAGGCCAUCAAUUUGGUGGCAGUGAUUCUAACGGCCAGUCUCGGGAAAGCGCCCGGAGGACUGAGAAAAGCCAAGCGGACUCACGACAGAGCCCCAUCACGGUGAUCUCCAGCACGACUCGGUCCGGAGAAGACUUCAAGAGUCCAAACCGGGACCAGCCCAAAGCGGACGAGUGCAGGUCUUUAAGCAAGGAGAACUAUAUGCCUUUGACUGUUCAAACUGAAAGCAGUCCGCACUUAAGUCAGAGUCACAUGCAUCAUUUUGGAUUUCCACCGGGUUUCGCUGGACAGCAGUUUUUCAAUCACUUGGGGGGCGCGCAUCCCUUUCUUUUGCACCCCAGUCAGUUCAACAUGGGAGGCGCGUUCUCGAAUAUGGCCGCGGGCAUGGGCCCCUUACUGGCAGCGGUGUCCUCUGCAGGGGUUAGUACCAUGGACACGGCCAGUAUGGCGUCACCCUCGCAAAGCCUGACGGGAGCUCAUGGACUGCCUUUUCAUCUGCAGCAACAUGUCUUGGCAUCACAGGGCCUGGCUAUGUCUCCAUUUGGGGGCCUGUUCCCUUACCCUUACACGUACAUGGCAGCAGCCGCGGCAGCCAACUCCGCAGCCUCCUCUGUUCACCGACACCCCUUCCUGAACGCAGUGCGCCCCCGUCUCAGGUACAGCCCUUACUCCAUCCCUAUGAGCGUUCCGGACAGCAGUCUGCUCACCACAGCCAUCCCCUCCAUGGCGAGCAGUGCGGCGGAGCUGAAAGGGGACGGCAUGGCCACGAGCCCCGUCUCCGCCACCCUGGACUCCACCUCGGAGGUCACCAGCAGGUCAUCCGGCUCGGUCUCCCUGUCCCCAAAAAUGUGCUCUGGGAAAGAUUCCAUGAACGAGUUGCAGAGCAUUCAGCGUUUGGUCAGCGGACUUGAUUCCAUACAGGACAGGUCACGAAGCGUGUCCCCGUAGAUUUUAAUGUUGUUGUUUUUGUUGUUGUUGUGAUGAUCAUAUAAGGACGAUGAGGAUGAGUAUGACGACACCCUUCUAGAGAAUGCGGGUUUAGAAAACGAUCCUAUUGAACAGUUUAGAUUUUGAAAUGCACUUUGGUUAAAUACACAUCUCAUAUGUAUAUUUCUCUUUUGUUAAAUUAAACAACACGUUUGAAAUUUUCCUGUUAUUUGAAUACCAUACAAGUAUUGAAACUGAAAGGUUGACAUGGAUAAUACUCACAGAUCUUUGAUAAGUUGCUGCUGUGUGAUGUCCUAUGUAUACGUUUGUUUUACGUCGAGUUGCUGAGGUAACGAAAUUUGUUUGAUUUAAUGUGCACUCUGAAUUGGUUAUAAUUAUUUGAAUUCACUUCUCUUUAUCUUAUAAAGACUGCUGUGUUUGAUGUAUUAACUGCAUAACUAUUUGAAGCAUAUCAUUAUGCUUAUCGGGGGUAGGUGACACUUUGCAUGCCCUACAAAACGCUACAUGUCUCUUUUAUGACUGUCAGUUUGUUGUUAUGAUUUAUUUUCACGACCAAAUUCAAAUGUUACGAAUAAGGCUAAAGGAAUGCUUCAGGCUGAUCUUAAAACCAAUCUGGAGGAGAGAGAAAAAAAUAGCUCCCUCCCUUUUUUUCUAAGGAAUCAAUCAAUUGGUCUUCGGUUAUUGAUUUUACGAACGAAUGUCUCUGUUUGUCAAAUUAUAAACGCAGGAUUAUGCUGCGAAAAUCCAUAUGCUGGCACUUGUUUGAAGUAUGCCAAAACAGAACCGAGGUUAUAAACUUCAUGUGCGAGUGGUUGAGACUGUCCUAAUUUCGCAUGCCGAAUCCAACAUAAGUAUUCAACUGGAAAAGGGAAUCUGAAAUACAAUUGAAAAGGUAAUAUUGAUUAUAAAUGUAAAUAGUGAUAUAUACAAAUAUUUAUGUAAUUAUUUCAUAUUGAUAUUGCGUGUAAAUACAACGGAGUAGUUUGAUUUUAGGGAUCUGUCCUUAAUUUAUUGUCGAUACCUGUGUAAAGAUAGUUCGUGGGCUAUUACCCUUGUUUUUCCAUCUGCAUUUUAUAUCCCCCUGAAUACGGAUUUACCUGUACCUCAAAUAUCCACAGAGCUAGUUGUUUUAGCGGACACACAUGUGCCAUUGUACCUCUAGCCUACCUGUUGUCUCUGUGUGUUAAGUGCUACUGUUCAGACGAAUGACAGCGAGAGCACACAUCAACAGCUUUCUGAAAAGAAAAAAAAACAUUCGUCUAGGUGUGUGUCAAAUUGGACGAAUUUUCUGUUUAAAAAUGCUUUGCGGCCUGAUAGUAAAAAUGCUGCAUCUUAUUGAAAUAUGAAGGUUCCUUUUGUGUUUCUAAAGUUGUCAUUGGGUUAUGUUGUAUUCGGUUUUUGUCUAGUUUACAACACCAACGAUGUGUUCUUGAAAGUGUCAAUAAAAUAGUAAAAUGCAGUCUC
Molecule: messenger RNA, 4857 nt
Organism: Oncorhynchus keta (chum salmon)
Lineage: Eukaryota; Metazoa; Chordata; Actinopteri; Salmoniformes; Salmonidae
Product: T-box transcription factor TBX3-like
Exons: 7
Coding region: 1249-3393 (714 amino acids)
Biological process (GO): positive regulation of DNA-templated transcription; central nervous system development; cardiac chamber development
Cellular component (GO): nucleus
Molecular function (GO): RNA polymerase II cis-regulatory region sequence-specific DNA binding; DNA-binding transcription factor activity, RNA polymerase II-specific
Source: RefSeq, a predicted model, not a curated record